Liolophura sinensis is the source of this 1714-nucleotide messenger RNA. RefSeq lists its product as uncharacterized. The transcript has 2 exons. Bases 822 to 1553 code for a protein of 243 amino acids. Gene Ontology annotation, molecular function: NAD+-protein-arginine ADP-ribosyltransferase activity. Lineage: Eukaryota; Metazoa; Mollusca; Polyplacophora; Chitonida; Chitonidae. The record is from RefSeq and is a predicted model, not a curated record.
AACACCAACAUGUGAAGCCUUUCCUUAAUGGACAUGCGAUUGUUUUGAGCGGAUGACCAUCAUCCACCUCCUUUUGAUUGUUGACUACUUUUGGGGGUCUACGUUUCUAUAAAGGAUUUUUCUUCAGCAUCUGAUGUUGCCAAGAACGUUUACUUUAAGCCAUAUAUUGCCUGUAGUGAAAGCCCAUUGAUACCAGGAUUGCUUUUUAUUUUGGUGGCUCAUGGAAUAUAUUGGAAUUUUUGGCAGACUGAGUCUGACAGUUUCCAUUUUAUCGAUUCCAACUGACAAAAAAUCCCUUGCAGAACGUGGAAUAAGCCAGAGCUUGGUGGUUUUCACGCUCGCUUUAUUGUCUGUUUAGAGAAUGGGUUGUUCCCUCGUGGGUCGUCCUCAAUGAACAGGAGAUCUGCAUUAGCUGUUUCAUACUGGCUUAACUCCCGCUUGCCAGAAGACAUCCGAUAUCGACCAAGAUUCCCCAAUUCCAUUCAAGAGUCUCUACAUCCGAGGUAGGCGCUGUGAGCUCUGGCCAGCCGUCAACCUCGUGGACUAUGUAUAGCGUGAAAUUGGAGGUCAGAACGGUUUGAGCGUCUGUAUUCAGCGGAGGGAAUGAUUUCGUAACACGUAGACGGCUACACCCUGCAUUCUGAGGUCAAAAGAUCAACUCAUAAAGAAGAGGGUAUAUGUGGAGGACAGAAGGGUGACAGGUCGAUAUAAGGGCAGUUAGCAGUCAGCCGGCUGUUAUUUGGGAGUAAAGUUCACACCAGUGAUUGAGUACACUACGUCUACCGAGUGAAAUCGAGCCGAGGUGCAGGGUGUGCGUAACUAUGGAGUCUGUAGACUAUCUAUGUCAGCGCGUCAAAGAUGUCAUCAACGAGGAUCCCGCGGCGGUUUUAGAUCAGAUAUCCGGAUUAGUGGACACGCCUCUCAUGGCGCUGGAGAAAGCCGUCAAGCCAUUGGUUGGAAUUGUGCCGGAAGUGGAAAAGUAUGCCGACAUGUCCGUCCAGUUUUCGCGAUGGGUGACUAAUGUUCCCCAGGGAUGCGGACGUGACGGAAUCGCAGCGAUCAACCUGCUGACCCGGGAGUGGGCUGAUCACAAGGAAAGUCUACACCACCUGCUAAACGAGCGCCUGAGAGACUCCAACCGACAAAAACUGAAACCUUUCCUGCCGGUGUUGAAGUUACUGCUGAACGGCCUGCAUCACUUGCCCGUCUACGAGGGGGUCUUGUGGCGUGGGGUUAAUGCCAAUAUUACGGACAGGUACCCCACGGGCGAGGUGUUUGCCUGGCAAGGCUUCAGUAGCUGCGUGGGUGACAAGGAAACAGAGGAAGGACCGGUUGUGUUGGGCGAUUCCGGAGAAAGGACAUUUUUCUGUAUUCAGACGUCAAAAGGGCACGCCAUCGGGCAGUAUGCCGAAUUCCAGACCGAAUCGGAGGUGAUGCUCACACCGGGUCUGUUCUUUGAGAUCGGCAAUGUAAUCGACGCAGGGGAUGGACUCACCAUUGUUGAACUUCACGAUACCAGUCCUUUGAGAAAAACGAUGGAUUAUCCGAUAUAGCGCAUUGCAAUUGUAGGCAAGCUUGAAACACUCUAGCCGGACGACCACAACUUUCUGUUUUCUUUCUCAGAAAUUGGAAAGUCUUCAUAAGUUCUGUAUAGAGAGAUAUUAGCCCAAAGUGGAUGUUUAUUGUAAUUAUUAAAAGCCAUACAUCGUGUGAC